Molecule: messenger RNA, 1090 nt
Organism: Musca domestica (house fly)
Lineage: Eukaryota; Metazoa; Arthropoda; Insecta; Diptera; Muscidae
Gene: twr
Product: signal peptidase complex catalytic subunit SEC11A
Exons: 4
Coding region: 144-701 (185 amino acids)
Cellular component (GO): signal peptidase complex; membrane
Molecular function (GO): serine-type endopeptidase activity
Source: RefSeq, a predicted model, not a curated record
UCGACGGCUUGUUCUCAGUUGACGUGGUAUAAAAACAAGCGGCUUUUUAUAGAAGUCACAGACAUUUUUUUGCAAAUUUGUAAAGUUAAUUUCAGAAAGUUAAUUUUUGUUGUAGCAUUGGUUUAAUAUAAAACAAAUACAAUAUGGGUCUAGCCGAAACAUUACAAAUUGAUGAAAUGAUACAGGAUUUCAAGCGUAUGAACAAGCGCCAGUCCUUGUACCAAUUUCUAAGCUUUGCAAUGAUUGUGUCCUCCGCCCUGAUGAUCUGGAAGGGUUUGAUGGUGGUGACCGGUAGUGAGAGUCCAAUUGUUGUAGUAUUGAGUGGUAGUAUGGAACCAGCUUUCCACAGAGGUGAUCUCUUAUUCCUUACCAAUUAUAAGGAAGAACCCGUUCGUGUAGGCGAAAUUGUUGUUUUUAAAGUAGAGGGAAGAGACAUUCCUAUUGUACAUCGUGUAAUCAAAUUGCAUGAGAAGGAAGACGGUUCGGUCAAAAUCUUGACAAAGGGUGAUAACAACAACGUCGACGAUAGAGGUUUAUACGCUCCAGGACAAUUAUGGUUAACGAAAAAGGAUAUUGUUGGAAGAGCUAGAGGGUUCUUGCCAUAUGUUGGAAUAAUUACGAUAUUUAUGAAUGAGUAUCCCAAAGUUAAGUGGGCAAUUUUAUCGAUCUUAGCCAUUUUUGUUUUAUUACAUCGUGAAUAAUGUCUGGUUUUAUUUGUUAAACAAACACAAAAAAUAGAAGACUUGAUCCAUUGAAAGCUAACAAAUGCCACAAAAACUCUAGACAACGUAAUAGAUUAAAACAUAAUAAAAAAAUAAUAAUUUGGAGCUUCUUUUCAACAUACAAAACAAGUAUUUAUUUAUGCCUUAAUGAAACAAUGAAAAAUAUGGUAAAAUUUACAGUCAUGCAGUCUCCAAUUUUGUUAAAUUCCUUCCUAUAUUAUUUAGUUGUAUGUAUAUUAUUAAUCGUUUCUGUGGAGAAACCUCAAACGUUUAUGUGUUGAAAAAAGAAAAAGUUGCAUUUCAUAAUUUCCAUCGUAAACAAGGAAUUUAAAAAAAGAUAAACUAAAAAGUUAAUUAAAACAUUAAAA